Bacidia gigantensis is the source of this 957-nucleotide messenger RNA. RefSeq lists its product as uncharacterized. Lineage: Eukaryota; Fungi; Ascomycota; Lecanoromycetes; Lecanorales; Ramalinaceae. The record is from RefSeq and is a predicted model, not a curated record. Bases 1 to 957 code for a protein of 318 amino acids. The transcript has a single exon.
AUGACGCCCCUCCGAUCUCCCUUGCUCUCCAGCCCAGUCCGCAAACGCACAAUCCUCCUCUCCCUCUCCAUCCCCCCACUAGCCUACUACCUCACCAGACCCAUUUCCACAACCACCCCUAUGUCAGCCGAUCCCCCAACCUUCCCUUCCCGCCCCUACAAAACCCCACACACCACAUUCCCUUACACAGCCACCGACUUCCACCGCCAAGAUCCCUCCACCGACACAUCCUUCUACCGCUCCGCGCGCUUCGUCACCCACAUCGACGACCACGCCAUUGGUUUGCUAAGGCAGUAUUACGCGCAGAAUCUGCCGCGGGAGGGGACGGUGCUGGAUUUGUGUUCGAGCUGGGUCAGCCAUUUCCCUGCUGAGUUGGAGGAGAGGGCUAGGGUAGCCGUCGAAGGGAAGGAGGGGAAGGAUCGAGAGGAUCGAGGGCUGCGUGUCGUAGGCGUGGGGAUGAAUAAGGCUGAAUUGGACGCGAACCCGAUUUUGUGUGAUAGGGUGGUGCAGGAUCUUAACGCCAACCCUGGCCUUGUUGGGAUAGGUGUGGGUGAUGGUGGCGGUGGCAAUGGCGAGCAGGGGAAACUGGAUGCGACAGUUUGUGUAGUCAGUAUCGACUACCUGACCCGUCCACUUGAGGUUCUGGACAGUGUGAGGGCGAUGACGAGGGAAGGGGGAAUGGUGCAUUUGGUCGUUAGUAAUCGGUGUUUUCCGACUAAGGCGGUGAGUAGGUGGUUGAGGAUUAGUGAGGAGGAGAGGCUGGAGAUGGUGGGUGAUUAUCUGGCUUUCAGUGGGUGGGAAGGCGUGGAGAUAGUUGAGGUGUGCGAUGGUCGGGUUAAGGAGGGGGAGGGUGCGGAGGACAAGGGGGAGGUGGGGAGGUUGAUGGGGUUUCUGGGGAUGGGGAGUGGGAGGGUGGACCCGUUGUGGGUUGUCAGGGGAAGGAAGGGUGGGGAAUGA